This is a messenger RNA of Cajanus cajan (pigeon pea), 1653 nucleotides long. Lineage: Eukaryota; Viridiplantae; Streptophyta; Magnoliopsida; Fabales; Fabaceae. The record is from RefSeq and is a predicted model, not a curated record.
GUUGGGGAGAAGUAUUGUUCGGGAAAAAUCACCCAAUGAACCAAGAAAGUGGAGCAGGUUAUGGGACAUCAAGGAUUUCCAAAACGUCAUGAUAAAAAAUGAGGAAGCCGAAGAUCUUGAAGCCAUAAUUAUUGACCAAUUUCAUGAAGUGCAUUUGGAAACAACAAUACCAGUGAAUGCUAUAUCAAAAAUGAAGCAUCUCAAGUUGCUCAUACUUGACGAUGUUAAUUCUAAGGGAAGUCUAAACUAUCUUUCUAAUGAAUUAAGAUAUCUAUCUUGGGAAAGAUAUCCUUCAACUUGUUUGCCAUCAAAUUUUCAUCCGGAUAAUCUAAUAGAAUUGAUCUUGCAUCAUAGCAAUCUCAAACAAUUAUGGAAAGGCACAAAGCAUCUGCCUAAUUUGAUACAUCUAGAUCUUAGCUACUCCAAAAAUCUUAUUGAGAUGCCAGACUUAACGGGAGUUCCUCGUCUUAGGAGUCUUUUUCUUAUAAAAUGCAUAAAUAUUACGCGAAUCCACCCAUCCAUCGGUAUUUUAAGAGAACUUGCUUAUCUAGUUUUGGAAGAUUGUAAAAAUCUUUUCCACAAUUUGAAUAUCAUUUUUGGACUCAAAUCUCUUGAGAUGCUAAAUCUCUCAGGCUGCUCAAAAUUACUCAAUAAGCGUCUGAUAAAGAAACCAAAGGAGGCAGAACAUUUGGAGAACGUUGAUAAAAAUACAAGUGUUAUCCAAUUAUCAACAUCCUCUUCUGUAUAUGCUAUUGGGAGCUUACUGUCUUUAAAAACCUUAAAAUUGGGGGGGAACAAAUUCGUGAGACUACCUACUACCAUCAAGGAGCUUUCCAAUCUUCAUCAUUUAAAUUUGCAGCACUGCAAGCAGCUGAAAUAUUUGCCUGAGCUUCCAACAACCAAAAAAAAUAAAUCUGGCGCAUAUUAUGGGGAUUUAUAUAUUUUUAAUUGCCCCAAUUUGAGUGAAAUGGAACAUUGUUAUCAUAUGGUUUUUUCUUGGAUGAUACAAAUAUUUAAGGCUUUCUUGCAAUCCUCCCUUUCCUUGGACCAGCUUAAGAUUGUUAUUCCUGGAACUCAAAUUCCAAGGUGGUUCAGUGAACAAAAUGUGGGUAGGUCAAUAAGCAUGGACCUGUCUCCUGUUAAGGAAGACCCAAAUUGGAUGGGUGUCGCCUGUUGUUCUUUGUUUGUGGCACAUGAUGAUCCUACUAAUUUGAAUAAUAAUUUUGGAAGUAUUGGAUACAAUUUUAAAAAUAUGCAAGUUUUGCAUAAUUCAUAUCGGAUGCUUCCAAUAUUUUUAAACAAUGAUCUGGUCACGGAUGAAAUAGAUCACUUGUUCAUGGUUUUUUUCCCUCGGGAAAUAAUCAGUCUUUAUCGAAAUGUAUAUGAAGACAAAAUGGGAUUCACAACUGGCACGUUUGAACAUCCUAAAGGUUUGCAUUUGGAGGUGAAAAAUUGUGGAUAUCGUUUGGUAUUUAAGGAGGAUCUUCAACAAUUAAACUUAAACAUGAUGUUCAGCGAAAAUUCCUCAUCUAAGAAGUGCAAGCUUUUAUCAAGUGAUUCGCCAUACAUCAUUCAUUGAGCUUAUUCACGGAAAGAGUAGAGAUUUCUUUUCAACCACAAUUACAUCAAAUAAAUUCUUACCCAUUGUAGGUA